CACCAAGGUCAGCGACAGGACCCUCCACAGCCACAACCAGAUGAACCAGGGUCAGGUGUGGAAGUAGUAGUAGAAGAUGAAAAGAACAAGAAAAAUCGCAUUGAAGAAACAUUGGAUCACCAGGACCACGACCGCGAUCAUGACCUGCUCUCUUCCACUUCUUCCUGGGCCGUCCGAGCGGUAAAACAAAACUUCAGCAACCUGUUUUAUUUCAACAACAAAAAAAACUACGCCGAGAAUCCGAAUCUUCGCAGUGUUGCCACCAGUGCUGGUGCGCCUCCAACUACUGCCAUGGCUAUGGCUUCCACAAAAUGUAAGCAGCAAGGAGGUCCUCGCUGUGAAGAUAACAUGAG
Molecule: messenger RNA, 353 nt
Organism: Amoebophrya sp. A120
Lineage: Eukaryota; Dinophyceae; Syndiniales; Amoebophryaceae
Source: the annotation of a GenBank genome assembly